AUGAACUCAGAUAUAUCGUACUGGAUAUAUCGGCCAGUAAAAGGGGUCUCUAUUGCCUUUGCUGUGCUCUUCUUCGUCUCUGGAGUUCUUCACGUCUGGCAAAACAAUCUCAAGUACAGAGGUUCGUGGCGAAUUGGCUUUCUAUUCCCAUGGGCGGCAGCACUGUUCGUCGCGGGCCUCGCCACCCGAGAAUAUGGCGCCUAUCAUACCGAUGAUCUCGGCAUAUUCAUUGCCAGUACCGUUUUGUUGUUCAUCGCUCCACCAGUCUACAACGGUGCGGACUACUUCAUAUUCGGCAGGCUAUUGUACUAUAUACCUUAUCUCUCUCCUCUUCACCCAGGCCGUGUCUGGACCACAUUUGUUGCAUUGGACCUUGUCGACGGGAUAAUUGCAGGUAACGGAGCGUCCUAUGCGGCAAAUUCCGACAACAGUGACUCAAAGGUAAAAAUGGGCAUCAUUCUGGUCAAAGUGUCAUUGUUCCUCUUGCUGGGCAUGUUUCUCGCCUUUCUAUAUCUGAUUAUCGUCUUCCACAGACGAUGUAUCGCGGCAAACGUCUUCACCCGCAAGGUCAAAGUUGUCGUGUACUCGCUCUACGCUUCAGGCUUCCUGAUCCUCAUCCGCAACACCUUUCGCACCGCGUCGUUCUUCUAUCCGCCAAAUUCAACUGCAAAUGGGAAGGAGUGGAUUUUUUGGGUGCUGGAGGUUGUUCCAAUGCUCAUCAAUACCUAUCUCAUGAAUCUCUUCCCACCUUUGAAGUACCUCCCGCACAAUCACAAGGUAUACCUCGCUAUGGAUGGAAAGACAGAAAUCGAGGGCCCGGGAAUGGUUGACAAUAGGCCAUUUAUCCUGACAGUGAUUGAUCCAUUCGAUCUUGUCGGGUUAGUGACGGGACAGGACAACAAGAACAGAUUUUGGGAGCAUGAUGGUAUUGGGGGACCAGGAGAAACGGCACAAGGUGCAACUGGAGAGCAUAGCGAGCUAGGGCAAGCCAAAAAGGGCCGCCAUGACAAAGCUCGAGUCCAGGAUAGUGAGUUUGUAUGA
Messenger RNA from Fonsecaea nubica, 1041 nucleotides. RefSeq lists its product as hypothetical. The transcript is spliced from 3 exons. The record is from RefSeq and is a predicted model, not a curated record. Gene Ontology annotation, cellular component: membrane. The coding region runs from base 1 to 1041 and encodes 346 amino acids. Lineage: Eukaryota; Fungi; Ascomycota; Eurotiomycetes; Chaetothyriales; Herpotrichiellaceae.